Cuscuta europaea is the source of this 921-nucleotide messenger RNA. The record is from the annotation of a GenBank genome assembly. NCBI's taxonomy places the organism in Eukaryota, Viridiplantae, Streptophyta, Magnoliopsida, Solanales, Convolvulaceae.
GCUUUACAUAUCCUAGAUCUUGAAUAGUUCCUAGAAGAAGAAGAAGGAAAAUGAUAUAUUCCCAUUUUAUAUUCAUUUUGUUCAGCAUAUUGUUCUUUCUUGUUGACACAGAUGGGAUCCAACUCAUAAUAGUUAACAACUGCAAUGAAAGCGUUUGGCCAGGAAUUUUGGGGGGAGCAGGACAGCAGACCCCGAAAAAAGGAGGAUUCCAUCUGCGUAGCGGGGAGGAAGUGGUGGUGGAGAUGCCCGAGAAGUGGUCGGGCAGGAUAUGGGGGCGCCAGAACUGCUCCUUUGACAAGCACGGGGAAGGCUCUUGCCACACAGGCGACUGCAACGGGCAGUUACACUGUGACGGGAAGGGAGGCCUGCCGCCAGCCACAGUGGUUGAAAUGACGCUCGGCAGCCACUCCUCCCCCCUGCACUUCUAUGACGUCAGCUUAGUGGACGGCUUCAACUUGCCGGUUUCAAUGGAGGCAGUUGGGGGAGGGAUUGGUUGCGGGGUGGCUUCCUGCGAGGCGGACCUCAACAUGUGCUGCCCAUCCGCACUGGAAGUGAGGGUGGGAGGGAAGGUGGUUGGGUGCAAGAGCGCCUGUUUGGCAAUGCAGUCCCCCAAGUAUUGCUGCACUGGGUGGUAUUCAAACGCCAAAGCCUGCAAACCCACGCUCUUUGCCCAUCUCUUCAAGGCCUUCUGCCCCAGAGCUUAUAGCUACGCUUUUGAUGAUUCCACUAGCCUAAACAAAUGCAGGGCUCCUAGAUAUGUGAUUCUCUUCUGUCCUCCCUACCAAUGAUUUGCCAUUUUUACGUACCAAUCAUUAAGCAUUGUUCUCCAACACUGUUUGUCACUAUUAUCAACCACUAAUAUAAUAUAAUGCUGCUACAUGUAAACAGUUUUAAUUUAUUACGGAGUAGCUUAUAAUGUGC